AUGUUUCAUCGUGAUCAAUCACUGCUAAAUGCCUACUACGUCAGUCUCAUCCAAUUCGCAUUGGACAGCACUGCUCAGAUCAAGAAGCAGAUCAUAUCAUUCAUCGAGACAACAUGUAAACAAAUGCCUCAGUUCUUGUCAAAGAGCAAAGAUAUACUCAAACAUCUGAUGGAUCAGAGUCCGACAAUCACAAAGAGAUCAAUCCUUUGCUUUACAAACCUUAUUAGGUCUACACUAUCAUUCAUCGCACAUAAUGGAGGUUCAACAGAGUCAGUGGAAGCUUGGAACUCAUUCAAUGAGUUGAGGGAGUUCAUUUUGAAGCCUGGUAAUAUGGCGAAUGAGGAUACGUUGGUAAACACAUUCAAGAUGCUGGAGAUAUUGGUACAGUGUUACUCAAUGCCCGACCCAUCAUCAUCACGUCGUGCAGACGCAGAGUUCUCUCUUGAUCAAGUGCCCGACACACAUCCAUUACUCAACCGAGCAUCACUUCAAAAGGAAGGUCUUGUCUGUUUGAACAUCCUCCUCGAUAGCAUCAAUGAUGUCAACAGCAUUCUUACAACGAUAUGUAAGCUGCGACAGACUGCACUAAUGGCACUUGUUGUUCCCAAGCUUUGUACCAGUUCCCAGGACCUACCCAAGUUCAACUCGAUCAAGAAUGAGAGCAUCAGACACACUCUCAAGACCUGCUUCCUGUCCAUACUAAGAUUAAAGAGCACGAUUGUUACACCCUUUGUCCAAAGACCUGGCAUCAGCAUUUAA
Molecule: messenger RNA, 759 nt
Organism: Acytostelium subglobosum LB1
Lineage: Eukaryota; Evosea; Eumycetozoa; Acytosteliales; Acytosteliaceae
Exons: 5
Coding region: 1-759 (252 amino acids)
Cellular component (GO): mRNA cleavage and polyadenylation specificity factor complex
Source: RefSeq, a predicted model, not a curated record